Messenger RNA from Periophthalmus magnuspinnatus, 2925 nucleotides. RefSeq names its product collagen, type VIII, alpha 2 (gene col8a2). Lineage: Eukaryota; Metazoa; Chordata; Actinopteri; Gobiiformes; Gobiidae. Gene Ontology annotation, molecular function: protein binding. The transcript has 3 exons. The coding region runs from base 619 to 2673 and encodes 684 amino acids. The record is from RefSeq and is a predicted model, not a curated record.
CACUUGGUUUUUGGAGGAAGGGGGUGAAGCCAGUGAACAAUCCUGUCUGUCUUUUCCCAAAAUAAGCCAGUGGGAGAGAUCGCCAAGUAAGUCAAGGAGAUUGGAGCAGCGUGCUCAGCCCCUGGUUAUAAGUGGUGUGAGUGAAGCCCGACCUGCUCGGACCCUGAGCUCAGAGCAGCCUCGCUGCCUCUCUCAAUGUUCUGCUCCUUAUCCCUCUUUGUCCUGCUGCCUCACUCUCCUCACUUUUCCACUGUUAGAGUGAAAAGGCACACAUCGGGAAGGUGCUGUUCAGCUCCAAUUUCUUUUUUGACUCUUUCUGACUUGCCAGAAAGCACAUGGAUGGACUUCAAUUUUUGUUGGAAAUAGAAAAAUAAAAUUUCAAAAUUUACUAACUUUUAAGCCGUACUAUUUAGAGUUUUGUUUCUGAAAGCAGCGCUGAAAGGAACCAGUGAAAGUUUUUUGCAUUUUGGUUGCAUGCCUCUUGAGUUUUUAAUGGCAUCACACCCCUUGGGAGACCGGCGUGGCUGAAGGAGGGACAGACCUGAAGCUUUGCCCCUGCUCCCAUCACUCAGAGGAAAAGUUGUGCGUGACUUUUGAAAGGCUGCCAUCCUGGUGACAAUGCUGUUUAUCCAUCUAUGUGUGCUUCUGAUGCUGUGGGGCUGUGCUCAUGCAGGGGGCUAUCCACCUAUACCCCACAUGAAGUACAUGCAGCCCAUGAUGAAAGGACCAAUCGGACCUCCAUUUCGAGAGGGAAAAGGACAUUAUGUUGACAUGCCACCCAUGAUAGAAGUCAAGGGGGAGCCAGGCCCUCAAGGAAAGCCAGGACCCAGAGGUCCAGCUGGACCUCCAGGACUGACAGGAAAGCCUGGACUUGGGAAACCUGGAGUUAAUGGACCUCCAGGCCCUCCUGGACCUCCUGGGUUUCCAGGGAUUGGAAAGCCUGGACUCCCUGGUCUACCUGGAAAACUUGGACCAAAGGGUUUAGCUGGGGACAAGGGUGAAGUUGGUCCUCGUGGUGAGCCAGGUCCUCGAGGUCAACCAGGACAACCAGGUUUGCCUGGUCCUGCAGGCCUUUCACUGAAUGGUAAACCUGGACUUCCAGGUACCAGGGGUCCUCCUGGAGCAAGAGGAGAACCAGGACUUAAAGGCACUGCUGGCCUACCAGGUGACCGUGGACUUAAAGGUGAAGAUGGAAUUGGAAAGCCUGGACCUGCAGGAAUUAGAGGACCCCCAGGACUUAAAGGCGGCAUGGGCCCUCCUGGGCUCACAGGAAUUGGAAAACCUGGUCCAAAGGGUUUACCUGGACCACCAGGUGUUAAAGGUGAUCAAGGACUUCCUGGAGAUCAAGGCGAACCAGGAGAGGCUGGGGCUCCAGGUCCUCAAGGACUACCUGGGCCUGGGGGUUUGGGAAAACCUGGUAUAGAUGGUUUACCAGGGCUGCCAGGUCCUGUUGGUCCAAAAGGUGAGCCUGGUCUGAGAGGACUUUCUGGAUUCCCUGGGACUCCUGGCUUUGGAAAACCAGGUCUAAAUGGGCAGAAAGGAGACAAGGGUCAUAAUGGAUUGCCUGGUCUCCAAGGUGAUAAAGGUGAGCCAGGAAUGGUUGGACCAUCUGGAGAACCUGGCCUUGAUGGACAACCGGGACCACCAGGUCUACAAGGUCCAAUGGGGCUUCCUGGAAAACAUGGCCUACCAGGGCAAAAGGGGGAACUUGGCCCUCAGGGUCCUCCUGGGUUACCUGGUCUUAGAGGUGAACAAGGAAACAGCGGGCUCCCAGGAAAGCCUGGCAUACCUGGGGAAAAAGGCCACCCUGGUUUCAGUGGCCCAAUUGGAAAACCUGGACCUAAAGGUGAGCCAGGACAUACUGGUUUAACUGGAAAUCCAGGUCCAGGUGGUGUUCCAGGACCUAAAGGGGAAGCAGGAUUUAUGGGUACUCCAGGACCUCGAGGCCAGUCAGGUAUACCUGGUCUUCAAGGGCCCAUGGGUCCUAUGGGGCCACAGGGUGUACCUGGACCCAAGGGUGAGCCUGGUCUUCCAGGACUUCCAGGGACUGGUAAAGUUGGUGAGAAGGGACCUAUUGGUCCACAGGGUCCUCCAGGAAAACCAGGACCUGCAGGUCUUAAUGGUAACCCAGGGCCUCCAGGACCACCAGGGCCUCCAGGUCCUGCAGGAAAUGGGCAAACAGUUGUCGCUGGUCCCACAGAUUCUCAGUUAGAAGGAGACGAAGUACCAGGAGAUAGGAAAGGACCUGCAUACAGCCAGGUACCACUCUCAGCCUCUGUUGCACCAGCCUUCACAGCCAUCCUGACUACACCAUUUCCUCCUUCUGGAAUGCCAAUCAAGUUUGACAGAACUCUAUACAAUGGGCAAAACGCCUACAGCACGUCUACUGGCAUGUUCACUGCACCUCUCUCUGGCAUCUACUACUUUGCUUACCACAUGCAUGUAAAGGGAACUAGUUUGUGGGUUGCUCUAUAUAAAAACAAUGUACCAGCUACCUACACCUAUGAUGAAUACAAGAAAGGCUACAUGGACCAGGCGUCUGGUAGUGCUGUGCUCGAGCUGAAGGAGGGUGAUCAAGUAUAUGUUCAGAUGCCCUCCGAUCAGGCUAAUGGCCUUUAUUCUACAGAAUACAUACACUCAUCCUUCUCAGGGUUCUUACUUUGUCCCACAUAACCCAGUCUUACAUUUUCAGUUCUUGUUUGUAUGUCACCUCUGAACAACCAACAGAUUACUAUUACACACAUUUUUAAAUAGCAGCACAUUUAAAAUAAAUCAUAAUAAAAGCAAUUUGAGUUCAUAUUUAUGCCGUAUUUACAAGUGUUUGGUUAAUAGCCCAUCUACUGACAAAGCAGGUGCUAAGAAUCAGAUGUGCUGUGCCCUGAGAAUAGAGUGUGGGGCUGGAGUUAAGUGCAAAUAAGUACAAAA